Molecule: messenger RNA, 1194 nt
Organism: Elgaria multicarinata webbii
Lineage: Eukaryota; Metazoa; Chordata; Lepidosauria; Squamata; Anguidae
Gene: MLST8
Product: MTOR associated protein, LST8 homolog
Exons: 9
Coding region: 140-1120 (326 amino acids)
Biological process (GO): regulation of actin cytoskeleton organization; TOR signaling
Cellular component (GO): TORC1 complex; TORC2 complex
Molecular function (GO): protein binding
Source: RefSeq, a predicted model, not a curated record
GCAUGGUGCUUUAUGUACCAUCACAACAUAGAUCAUUUUCACAGCAACUCUAUGAGAUAGACCACAGUUAUUCCUAUUUCAUGGAUGGGGAAGAGUGCCCAGGGUGACACAGUGACCCUGUGGAAAAGAAACCUGAACCAUGAACACCACACAGGGCACGGUAGGCAGCGAUCCAGUCAUCCUGGCCACUGCUGGCUAUGACCACACUGUUCGGUUCUGGCAGGCCCACAGUGGGAUAUGCACCCGAACUGUCCAGCACCAAGAUUCUCAGGUCAAUGCUCUGGAGAUCACCCCAGACCGGACCAUGAUAGCUGCUGCAGGCUACCAACACAUUCGAAUGUACGACUUGAACUCCAAUAACCCCAACCCUGUUAUCAACUACGAUGGCGUGAGCAAGAACAUCACCUCUGUCGGGUUCCACGAAGAUGGCCGAUGGAUGUACACUGGGGGUGAAGACUGCAUGGCCCGCAUCUGGGACCUCAGGUCGCGCAACCUUCAGUGCCAGCGCAUCUUCCAAGUGAACGCGCCCAUCAACUGCGUUUGCCUGCAUCCCAACCAGGCAGAACUUAUUGUUGGGGAUCAGAGCGGGGCCAUUCACAUCUGGGACCUGAAGACAGACCACAAUGAGCAGCUCAUUCCGGAGCCAGAAGUCUCCGUCAACUCUGUGCACAUAGAUCCGGAUGCCAGCUACAUGGCUGCAGUCAACAGUUCGGGCAACUGUUAUGUGUGGAACCUGACGGGAGGCAUCGGAGAGGAGGUGACCCAGCUCAUCCCCAAGACCAAGAUCCCUGCCCACAACCGCUACGCUCUCCAGUGCAAGUUCAGCCCAGACUCCACGCUUUUGGCUACUUGUUCUGCCGACCAGACCUGCAAGAUUUGGAGGACGUCCAACUUCUCCCUCAUGACAGAGCUCAGCAUCAAGAGCAACAACCCUGGGGAAACGUCCCGUGGCUGGAUGUGGGACUGUGCUUUUUCAGGGGACUCCCAGUACAUUGUUACAGCCUCCUCGGAUAAUUUGGCCAGGCUCUGGUGCGUGGAAACGGGCGAGAUCAAGAGGGAGUACAGCGGGCACCAGAAGGCUGUCGUCUGCCUGGCUUUCAACGACAGCGUCUUGGGCUGAAGAGGAAGACCGUGGUGGCUAUUGGCAAGUCGUGCCGUCCCUCAGACGUGUGUGUGUGUGUGUGUGUGUGUGUG